GCCAUCUCUUUCACUCUUAAAGAAUCAAUGAAUGAAUGAAAGAGAUCGACAAUAUCAAGCUUUUGUUGGGGUUUGAGUUCGGGCUAGGAUGACGCGUGUAUUUUCAAUACUUUCUCGUCAUUGUACCAACUACAAACGUCAAACAGCUGAGCGAGGUGACUGACUCGUCGUUGUGUGGCUUGCUCUUCUUUCUUAUCCAAAUUUUUGAAACUAAAUUCAAAGGAAUAGUGGUUUCGAUAGUUGUUACUCAACCUACAGAAUAGUAUUUUUCAAUCAUGAGUGAGCUGAGUCAGGAGGAGAUACGGAGACGGCGUCUGGCGCGUCUCGCUGCACUUGGGGGUGCAGGCUCAGCGCCAUCGCCUGCCAGCCCUCCAGUCACACCAGGCGCAUCGAUGCCCUCGCCAGAUCUACAGACCUCCUCACAAGUGCGCUUUUCCCCUGCGCCAGUUCCUCGAGGAUCCACAGAACCCUCUACCCCAGAUGUGGCCAACACAAACAAAGAACCAAACUAUUCAGAAGGAGUUAAAAGUGAAGUGGAUGACCAGAGCAAAAUACCAGCUGAUGGGUUAAUUGUUACUGAGAAGACGGACAAUAAUCUGUUAGAUGAAAUGCCUGAUACCAAAAUGACAGACCUAUCACAAACAAGACAGUACAAUAGUUUUGACUCCAUGGGUGAUGAUACAUUAUUGAGUUGUGGAUCAGUGAGAGUGGCUAGUUUACCACAGUCUACAGUGGGUGGAUCAGAGGGAGCUUCAACCAGGGAAGACAGCACAUCACGGUCAAUAUCUCCAGCACAGUUUGUGGAGCCAUCACCAGUAAGGCCUCGGCCCAGUAAUGCCUCACCUAGUUGCUCUCGACGGUCUCUCUCUAUGGAAGUGGAUGAUGUGUCAGAAAGAAAUUCACAAUCAGAGAAACAAGAGGAACCUAUGGAGGUGGACGACAAUGACACCCAGACAGCGUCCCCAGCCCGAAAGAUACACCGGUCACGUACAGUGAGCUGUACUGAACUGACUGAGGAGCAACUCCGGAAUAUUGUCGCCAAGAUCCUACAGGUGUCGUGGUCUGAAGACAGUGCAGGAGGAAUAUUUGUACCGUCUGUAGCAGCAUCACUUCUAGAUAACCCAAAAUUAAGUUUAGAAGAACUGGCUUCAGAGGCUCUGAUUGAUGUUAUUACGCAAAUAGCGGACGGCUCAGACCCUCUAAACCAGAAACUCAUCGCUAUCACUGAAACUACUAAAAGGCCUAGUGACGAAUGCGGAGACGAUAUGUUGACUUGUGGACCAAUUGGUUCAGAGACAGAAGCUGACAAAGCGGACUGCCCUGCGCCGUCGCUACCCUACCCAAGACAAUACCCACGCAGGGCCUGGCUGUCAGCUACAUUAUAAGAUUCUACUCGAAUAUUAAUUCGUAUGAACGUGAAUACUCCAAGAAGAGCUCGGAGCCGCCAUUGAGCGACUUGCUCCAAAGUUUAAGAACAUUACUAGUGAACCACUUAGUGCUAGUGCUGCAGGGGAACUUUGAGUUAGAAAAGUGCAGGAAGUCUCCUCUACUUCCCUACAUGCUAGUGGUGUCCCCGCCGACGGGUCUCAUACCGGAACUUUUACUUGCAACUUACACAAAUAAGGAAGUUUUCGAAGAGGUGUUCGUGCCGCUAGUGAUGGGCAUCCGCGAGGAGAUGCGGCGCGCAGUGUCCCCGCUGGGCGGGCGCGGCGCGUGCGGCGGCGGCAGCGCCCUGCGCGCGCUGCGGGCGCUGUGCGAGCUGCGCGCCGGCCCGCGCCACUCGCGCCGCCCGCUCGCCGAGCUCAUCGCGCGCCUGCCCUCUCUAUGUCCCGACGCCGUCACUACUGCUGCAGGACGAGAGAUCGCACGUGUCAGCUUCCUCGGACCAUUCUUUGCGAUAUCCCUGUUCGCGGAAGAGAACCCGCGACUAGCGGAGCGCCUGUUCGCGACGGGGUCGGGCGACCGCAGCCUGGCGUUCGCGUUGCAGCGCGAGGUGGAGGCGAGCCGCAACACGUUGCACAACAUCUGCCACAACAUCCUGCUGUGUCCGGAGGCUCGCGAGCCGUUACUCAACUACUUCGCUGCUCUGCUGCAGAGAAAUGACCGCAGAGCGCAGUUGCAGACUGACGAGAGAUCACUGGCCGGAGAUGGGUUCAUGCUGAACGUAUGUUCAGUACUGCAACUGUUGUCCGUGCGCAUCAAACUGGAGCGCGUGUACCCGUUGUACACGUUCCAGCCAGACUCCUGGGUCAACAUCCGAGACGAGACCAGGCUGUACUUCACUACACAGGAAUCCCAGGAUUGGUUAGACGCACUAAACAAGGAUCCUAACCAUAAGUGGCCUGAAGCGAAGUUCCAGACGGUGUGCUGGUUCUUAACGCUUCAUAUGCACCAUGUGGCUUUGAUCCCUGCUUUACACACGCACCAGAGGCGAAUUCGGGCAUUCCGUGAUCUCCAAAAAGUGAUUGAAGAGUUGAUGGCGGCCGAGCCUCAGUGGCGCAACAGUUUCUCAGCGCUGCGCAACCGAGAACUGCUGCGGAGGUGGCGACGACAGAUCAAGAGACUACACAGGUCGAAGCAGUGUGCGGAGACAGCCCUGCUAGAGACAGAGUUGAUGCGGCGCAGUCUACAGUUCUACUCGUCAGUAUGCUCGCUGCUCACCAUGCAACUGGAGGCGGCGGACGCGGCCAUCGGACCGUACGCCGACGCAUUUGCCGCUACGCCAGAGUGGUACGUCGAGGAUAUCGCUGAGUUCAUGCUCUUCGCUGUGCAAUACGUCCCACAAAUAGUGGCGGAUUUCAUCGAGGACCCAAUCAUCACUUGGCUACUAAGUGCAAUCUGUCACUCGCGCCACUUCAAGAACCCUUAUCUUGUUGCUAAGAUCGUAGAAGUUCUAUUCGUCAUCAACCUCUCCGUACCACUAAAACUGAAGAAUGUAUACGAGAAAUUCAUGGACCACCCGAUGUCGCAAACUGCGCUACCGAGUGCUCUCAUGAAAUUCUACACAGAUAUAGAAACUACAGGACAAAGCACCGAGUUUUACGAUAAGUUCACUAUUCGGUUCCAUAUCAGCAUCAUCUUGAAGGGAAUGUGGGAGCGGCCUAUUCAUAAACAAGCUAUCGUAAAGGAGUCGCGAUCUGGACAUCAGUUUGUCAAAUUCAUCAACAUGUUAAUGAACGAUACUACAUUCCUCCUGGAUGAGUGUCUAACAUAUCUGAAGCGUAUUCACGAGGCGCAGGAGGGCGCGGGCGGGGCGAGCGGCUCCGCGGCCGACGCCCGCGCGCGCGCACUCGCACAGGACGAGAGGCAGUGUCGCUCAUAUCUCACACUCGCCAGGGAAACGGUGGACAUGUUGGAGUACUUGACAGUGGAGAUCAAGGAGCCAUUCCUGCGCGCCGAGCUAGUCGACCGGCUCGCAUCGAUGUUGAACUUCAACCUACAGCAACUCUGCGGACCUAAAUGUAAAAACCUCAAGGUCCGUCGACCUGAGAAAUAUGGCUGGGAACCGCGACGACUACUCAGUCAACUAGUAGACAUCUAUCUACAUCUUGACUCACCGCAGUUCCACGCCGCACUUGCCGCUGAUGAGAGAUCAUUCCGCAAAGAGUUGUUCGAGGAAGCAUCGGUGAGGCUAGCUAAGUCGUGCAUUAAGACGCCCACAGAAAUAGAGCGGUUCAAGGCACUUGCUGAUAAUGCAUAUCAAAUCGCAGUGUCUAAUCAACAGAAAAGCGACGAAUAUGCUGAUGCUCCUGAAGAGUUCAGGGACCCACUCAUGGAUACACUAAUGACCGACCCAGUCUUACUACCUUCCGGAAAAGUAAUGGACCGAUCUGUGAUUCUGCGCCACUUGCUAAAUAGUGCCACUGAUCCCUUUAACCGACAACCUCUUUCCGAGGAUCAGCUACGUCCAGCAACUGAGCUCAAAGAGAGGAUCGACCAAUGGCAGCGCGACAAGAAAGCGUCGACGUCAUAAGCGAGGCCAACAUUAAAGUCUGAUGUAUAUAACGUAACCCAUAUAUAAAGACUACCGGACGGAUUUUUCCGCCUUUGAUGGACUAUUGUCCGUAUGCGUGAAUGUGAGAUUAUUCCAUGUAUGUUUAACUGUUCGGAUGUUUCGUGAAGUUGGAACCACGUUGUUGUAACGUAUACGACCUAACGGAUCAUUUUCAAUUUGCAUACAGGUGUUAAUUUAAUCAUUGCAUUAUUUUCAUAUUGUCACAAAAUUCUUCCAUUGUUAGUAUUACCUAUUGUGACAAGAACCAAAUUUUAUCUUAACCACAACUAAAUUUAUAUUUUAUGGCUAGACUAAAGCUUUAACGUCACGGAGUAUUAAUGUCGGCAUCUAUUUUUAGCUUUAACGCAUUGCACGUGAGUCUCGAUACUUGUUGUAAUUUCAUGAAUUUCUAAUUAAACUUAAAUUAACAUCUGUAUUAUUGGCGCGUUGAAGGCUACAGGAAGAGGUUUAAAUGAAAUUACCAUCACAUGUAGUUGUAAAGGCCUAAAUCUAAGAUACAAGAAACAUGACAUUUGUGGAGUAAGCUAGGUGCUUUCGUCUCGACCCCAAAUUUUGAUGACUAUGUAACAUGAGCACAACAUAGAAUAAUUUGAUGUGGAACAUGUUGAGCUGGAUAUCUUUCUGCAUUUUAUAGGAAAUCUCUGUAACGUCGUGAGCGUGUAAUUCGAUUUAGAUUGGUUAGUCCUGCAUUAGUUUAACUAAUGGUUAUACAUUAGGAUAUAAAUAUAUGAAACAUAUAGGAAUUGUAUGGAAUGUUGAAGACUUCUUAUUUUUGUGCAAAAUGAAAAUUAGAAAAAUGUAUUUAAUUAUAUUAUGGAUUUGAUUUCUACUUGAUUAUAGUGAUAUUAUGUUAGUCUUUGUUAGCAAACAUGAUUUUUGUAUUAUCAUUUAAUACAUUGUGAUUUGUUCCUUUAUAACUUUAGUUAUGAUUUGAAAUGGAUUUUCACUUGAGAAUUAGGGAAUAGUAUUCGAUAUAAUAUCAGUAGCUUAAUUCGAAUAAUAUAAUUAUAAUCGAUCACGGCCUGCCAAAGUUCUACGGAAUGAUGAACACGCCGUAAUUCGCGGAGACAAGGCAAACUUGAAACAUGCAUAAUAUGUUUCAGUGAGUAAAUAAGUUCAAGUAGACUUGUAUUGAAGACACUGUAUUGAAAUAUAGUAUGUUUGUAAUAUGUAUUUCAACUUUUAAUAUUUCUCCAGUCACUGCCAAUAUAUUCAAUGUAGUUUCUAGAUCAGGCAUUCCUGAAUGAAAUCCAUUUCUUUAAAUUACAUGGUCUCACUUGUAUGAUAAUUUGACUUGUAAUUUAUCAUUAUAUUAUGAAGAUUAUAUAUCAUAGAGGUCUCCUACGUUGAUUAUAUCAAUAAAAUAAAUAAAUGAAAAUCAUUGUUUUUAUCAUCACAAUUUUAGUAUUCACUUUUACAUCAAUUAUAAUGGACUAAAAUUAUUAGCUAAUUAAAUAAAUUAUUGUCAGUUUACAAUCAAGAGAAUUCAUUGUAUUCAAAUUACAAAAGUACUAAACAACAUUAUUUACGUAGAUAUUUUGAAAACAUCAAUUCUUAGACAUUAUAGGAGGUAGAUGAUCUUUUAAAACUGUGUACACAUAACUAAAGCAAUCACAAAAGCGAGAUGUGUUAUUAAUAUCUCAUUGACUAUACAACAUUCAUUGAAAUUCAGACUCCAUUAUUAUAUUUGUUAGAGGAAGUUCAGUGUCACCAACCUAUUCCUUUACAUGUUUAUGCAACAAUGACGCUCAUACAACUGAACAAAGGUAUUUUACAUGAUUAUCAUGUUCCAUCACAAGAAAAAAUCUUUAUGCUAUUUUCGCUCUUUGAGGAAAAUUAAGAAUUGAAUUUGCUUUCCAUGUUGAUUUAUGAUGGAUCACUUUCAAAAAAAUACAUAGCAUAAGUUUCCUCAUUGCACAUAUUAUCUAUUCUUACUAAACUACACUUAGAAAUAUGUUGUUGAAUAUUAAAUCCACAGUAAGAGAAACUUAACAACUUAUAAUGACCAGAAAUAGGGUUGUAGGGCUAAGGCACAUAUAAAUACAUGAUCAUGUAUUUCAUUGCAUUUUGGUAAAUUCAGUUGUUUUGAUCCCAUAAAUUAUUAGAAAAGAAGUUAUAAACAAUGCCUCAUGUCAUAUUUAAUAUAGAGCAAAAAAGACUCAACUGGGUUAACAAGCUUUUACCACUUUACAUAAGCUAUUAUUAAUUUGUGACAGGAUAUCAUUUUUACCUCAGCUUAAUUUACCUUACAUAAAGUACAAAAAUAUACAACAUUUUUAUAGAAACUUACAAAAAUGGUCAGUCCUACACUAAAAUCAAAUAACAACAAUUCAAAUCUUUGUUCUUGUACACUUAACUUGUUACCGAAGAAGGAAUGGAAGGCGAUGAGCAAACAAACAUGAUAUCAUGUACAGCAUGCCAAAAUAAAAGUUGAGUCUGGCAGUCUGUCUUGGUACAUAUCUCAUUGUCUCAGGGCUUCUAAACCUUCUUUCUAUUUCAAAAGCUCUAGGCAAAGUUAGCAUUGGAAUUAAGAACCACAAUGAACAACGCACAGAAGCUACCACAAACAUAAUGUAAGGAGUAAAUAAUAAAAAUGCAUACAACAAAUAUGAAGCUGUUCUACCAAUCAAUAUUGCUAAUGUUACAAUUUCUGCUUUGCUAUCUGUCUCCAAAUCUCUAGUAUUAUUACUAUGCAGAAUAGCCUCAGUGUUCAGAGCAAGUGGAAUUGCAUAGUAAAUUAUUGGCCAGUCCACUCUACCAGUUUGUGCUAAGAAAGCAAAAACUACUGAUACUGGCCCAAAUAUAACUAAAACUAAAAUAUCACCAAGAGCUAUAUAUUUUAAUCCUAUACCACCAGUAUAUAAAAAUGAUGAAGACAAUCCUCCAAAGUAUACCAGAGCCAAAUGCUCCAUGCGAGCUGGUGAUAGAAUUACAAGUGGAACAAAGGAGGCACAUCCAGCAAGGUAUAAUAUAGCACCAAGAGAUACAACUUCAUCUAUACUCAAAAUAUGGUCGACUAGAGUUCGAUCGUCAGAUUUACGAUUGUCAAUACCUUUAACAAAAUCAAAGUAUGUGUUUACCACAUUGCCAGCACCAUGAACAGGAAUAAUUGUGCACAAUGUCAACAAUAAAGUGCACCAACUGAAGCUACUAUCGCCAGGAAGACGGUAGGCCAGCGCAGCCCCCAGCAGAGUCGGUAACAGACUUGCACUCAACGACCAAGGACGCAAGGCAAGCACAUAUGUUCGCACUUUCAUUAGCGGAUUUCGAGGUGGCAUUGUUUCUUCUUUCGGUUGCUGCAGGAGGUUGCCUUCUACGGUUGGAAUGUCCAUAUCUUCGCUUUUCUUAUUGGUAUCCAUUUAGAGUUAGAAAUUUAAACUUUACUCGAAACUUACACUAUUUUAAUUUACUAUUUCCUAAAUGAGAUGUCAGAUAUCUUCAUCAUCAAAGUAGGUAAACAUUAAAACCGUUUGCACAUAAUCCCGUUAUUUUUGCACCGGUGGUGAUGACCGACAUUCAGAGAGAAAUCACAAAAUAUUAGUCCGAUUUGCAAACAACUCGUUCAUUUCACGGCUCU
Molecule: messenger RNA, 7592 nt
Organism: Spodoptera littoralis (African cotton leafworm)
Lineage: Eukaryota; Metazoa; Arthropoda; Insecta; Lepidoptera; Noctuidae
Source: the annotation of a GenBank genome assembly